Molecule: messenger RNA, 822 nt
Organism: Caenorhabditis briggsae
Lineage: Eukaryota; Metazoa; Nematoda; Chromadorea; Rhabditida; Rhabditidae
Exons: 3
Coding region: 1-822 (273 amino acids)
Source: RefSeq, a predicted model, not a curated record
AUGGAGGAACCCAACGAUUUUCUUCGUCGAAUUUUGGAUAAUCUUUACCAGAAAGCCACUGUAGCACCCAAUAAUGAUGAUGAACACGGAGCGAUAGAUGCAUUCAAUCAGUUUCUGAAGGAUCAGGAAGCACAAAAAGCAGCAAAAGAACAAAUGUUGCAAGAACAAAUACAAAAAGAAGAUCAAUUCGAAAGAGAGCUGCUUGCAAUGCGAGCGUAUGCCCGACAUAACGCACCUGAAAACAACAAUCUUGAGGAGCGCCGACGUGCCAAAUUAAGACAGAAAAAUAUAGAAUCAAUGGAACGACUAUUGGCUCAAAUGCGUUCGCGACGAAUAGAAGAGCAGCGUCAAUUUGAAAGGAGAAUAGGUUUCAGUGAGAGACAACCGGAUGAACCUGAAGUUCGGGUGCCAAUUCCACCGGAAACGCCUCAUCCGUUGGGUCGAUUGAAUUUUGAGUUUGGAGAGGUUUCUCUGCCAGUUUUGCCACCAAAUAAGACAUCUGAUUUCAAAUUAUGGUCGCCAAUCGACUUCAUUCAGUGGGUAUACCAAGUCAUACGCCCACAUGUGGUUGAAUCAGUUAUGACUCAAAUUGCUGAAUUUCAAUUUGACGGAUCAGUAGUCAGUGAACUUGCCACUGACGCCAAGAUGAAGGAACACCUUGGACUCAACGAUCAGCAACAUUCACUCCUUAAAAGUGAAGCUAGAAAAGUGGUCAAUCGGUAUCAUUUGGAGAAAUUUGAAAAGGAAAUGGAGCAGUACAUGAACGAGUGGUUAAUCAAAGAAGCAAAAGGGAAAUUUGGAGAUGAUAAUGAUGAUGAUUAG